UCCCGCAGGGAGGAGCCAGUGCUCCAACCGGCAGUAGGUGGCUCCAGCCAGCCAAGCGAACCCAAACCAGAGAGCCCUGCCCGGGGUCCAGCCAGCCAGACAGGCGGCCGCAUCAGAGAGAACUGCCCCCGGUAUGACUAGCUUUCUAGCUAUUCAGGGUUACUAGCAGCGGUGGGCUGUGUACAAGCCUGUGUUCCGUGUACCCAUCGUCUUCACCGCUGAUUCCGUGACGUGUGGACACCGCUCAGCCCUGCUGUGGAGGUGUCCGGAGACUGCGGAGAGGGCGGGCCAUGGAGGGCUGAUGGACAGCCGAACGGACCAAUCCAGAGACGAUGCUGGCCAGGGACCGCUUCCUCCUGCUGCUGGUGGUCGGGGUGCUGCUAGCCGCUCUCAGCUACAGCCUGCAGUACUUGCACCUGAUGCCAGUGGCCCCUGUGGGGGCGGGGCCUCCAGUGGGUGGGGCUAAGAACAGGAAGCGGGUGAAUCCAGUGCUGUUAACCCCACCCCCUUCCCCAGACCCCCUCGCUGGAGCCUAUGCCUACUGCAACACACCCAACCGCACACAGCAGACCUGGGAAGGUCACAGCCCUGCGGACUACCAGCUGUUGUCGGUGCAUGUGAUGAUUCGUCAUGGCGACCGAUACCCGCUCUACUCCAUCCCCAAAACCAGGAAGCCACCGCUGGACUGCACACUACAGCCCAAGAGGGAGCCCACUCAUCCCCUAUUGGCUGGCUUUAUCAGUCACAUGACCAGGGAGACGGGAGAUAAGUGGGACGCCUCUCUGACAUCACUGCCCCGGCUGCCCAAUCACAGCACCUGUGAGAUGGGAGAGCUCACACAGACAGGUGUAGUUCAGCAUCUGCGUAAUGGCCAGGUGUUGCGUGCUGCUUACCUGCGUGGGGGGGCGGUGCUUCCAGAGGAGCUGCGGGGAGGGCAGGUGGAACUGGAGACCACAGGUAAGAGUCGUACUCUGCAGAGUGGCUUGGCCCUGCUGUACGGUCUGCUGGGCCAGUGGGAUCGGGGUUCCGGUUCUAGCUCAGGACCGCGUGUGCGUCAGCAUUGGAACGCCCUGUUCUGCGGCCGCCGCUGUGACUGCCCAGCUCGCCAGCGACACCUGGAGGCCGAGCAGCGCCGCCAGUACCGCCUCCGCGUCGCCGACACCCGCCUCGACCACGCCUACAUCUCCAUGGCGACCGCGCUGGGCGUGGCCACCAAGGUCUUGAGGGCGGCUAAUCCUGUGGAUGCGCUGCUGUGCCACUUGUGCCACGGCCUACCCUUCCCCUGCCGAGUCGCCACCGGCAACAAGAAGAACGCCUCCACAGAGCCGGCCAGGGUGGGCGGCACCUGCCUGACGCACGCGCACCUGGCGCAGAUCCGGAGGCAGCAGGAGGAUGACGAACGCCACCGCAAAGAUGCGGGUCUAUACCACAGGUACGCCAUAUUGGCGUCUCAGCCCUACCUGGAGCGGUGUGCGGCCCGCAUGGAGCACAUCGCCCGCGGCAACGCCCCGCCCACCGAGCCCCUCCUCCACCUGGCCUCCGCCCAUGACAUCACCAUGGCGCCGCUGCUGAGCGCGCUCGGACUGGAGGGGGCAGGGUUUCCUUCCUUCGCCGCCCGCCUCGUCAUGGAACUCUGGCGACGCCCCCCCUCGGACGGAGGGAUGAACGGAGGCAAAGACGGAGGGAAGAAUAGAGGGAGGGAGAGAGGGAGGGAGCUGAAGGCUAAGCGGGGUGUGUUUGAUGACCUGUUUGUGCGCGUGCUGUACAACGGAGAGGACCUGACCUUCCACACCACGUUCUGCCGUACGCACCCCCGGCACACACACACCGAUGGGGACACACACUCGCACACACCCCUCUGCCCCUUCAGCAAGUUCCUGCGCUUUGUACGCAACGACAUAUUCGCGCCGCUCAAUGCCACGAGCUACCAGCAAGCCUGCCACGCUACCGUACCUUAGAACACACACACACACACACACACACACACACACACACACAUACACACACACAAAUACAUAUUUUUUGAGCACCAGAAGAGACGUCACACAGCAUCUAAUCCGUACCAUUAUGUUUACCUCUCGCAUUCUCUCUCUCUCUCUCUCACACACACGCACACGCACGCACACACACACACACACACACACACACACACACACACACACACACACACACACACACACACACACACACACACACACUCUCUUGUACUCAACGCUACUCAGAGGUACUGAAUCCAUUCCAUCCUGGACAUCUGAAAGAAGCCGAGCCCCAUUUACUUUGGGAUUAUUCUUUUUGGAUUAUGAUGUUGGGAUUAUUGCUUCAGGAUUAUUAUUUUGGGAUUAUUUUGGCCCAUUGCUCAUUGGUGGACUUCUUUCUUAUCUGUGCUCUAUAUUCCCUAUGGAUCUCUGCUCUUUUUUACAGUUGGUUGUCAGGCCACUUUGCUGCUAUCGCUUAGCAACACAUUCCACUAUUUUGGGAGGGAAGCCAACCGGCCAGCAAACCAACUAACCAAUCACAGGGCUUGUUUUGUUCAUUAACUCCAGUUCUACAACCAAUCAGAGCCUUAGUGACAUUAUUUUCCCCCAAAAGUGACAUCACGCCAGCUUGAGGAAUGUUGUACUGUGUACUUUGCUGUUCAAUAUAUUCAGUAUGCGUCUGUAUGAUACUUUAUGGGUCUGUACAAUUCUUAAUUGGUCUGUUCAAUACUUAAUGGAUCUGUUCAAUACUUCAUAGGUCUGUACAAUACUUAUGGAUCCGUGCCAUGUUAUAUGCCAUGUCCUCCAGGAUUCAGCAGGAUUUGUUUGCGAUUGUUGUCACAUUAAUGCACAUUAAGCCGCCAGUCACAAUGAAUUCAAUCACCACGACGCUCCCAAAAAUGAACUAAUCUAGUCAACAUUGAGGCAGAAAUAGAAAGUGCAAGGCACCCAAUUUAUUCAUGAUGCGAGUGGAUACUGAGGAAUGUUGAAGCAAGGUUAUUUUCCAGAGAGUUGCUGUGACUGUAAAGUCGAACAUUGCACUGAAUUCAUCGGGUACUGGCUGCAGUUGCGUUGAAGUUGCAAACGUCACCACCUCCUGGAGGGUGUAUAUGCUGCAUAUUCUCUGCCAUUUCCUGCUAUCGCACACCACUCCGUCCGAGGGCUAGGCAAGGAGACAUAUCUACACACAAGCAAAUACACAUCCACACAUACAUACACAUUUCUGUGUAUCAUCCCACACCACUCCGUCCGAGGGCUAGGCAAGGAGAUGUACACACAUGUGAAUACACGCAUUGAUGUGCACACACACACACACACACACACACACACACACACACACACACUUCUGUGCGUCAUCACACACCACUCCGUCCAAGAGCAAUACAUCACCCCACAAACUCACUUAAUGAAGGUACACACACACUACCUGCUUUGGUCUGCUGAGUGUUUGUGAGGUGAGUUACUCAGCCUGACUGACCCUGAUAGACAAUCCACCAUAUCAUGGAUCUCAAUCACCAUGGUGACCCCAGUACAUGAACAGUUCUGAAUGGACAUGAGCGAGCCGCUCGAUCCAUCCAGACAGAUCCACUAGAUCCACUAGUGAGUGAUCCAUGAAUGACAGACAAUCCCCCACAUAAUGGAUCCCAAUCACAACAGUGGACAGACACCCCAUAUCAGACACAACAGAUCCACUAGAGAGAGAGAGAUAUCCACUUCAGUGAUGCACUAGAGCAAUCUACUAUAAGGAGCUCCUUUAGAGAACAGGGGCGUAUUCCACAAACGUAUUCCAGUAGCGACCCAGGUGGUAACUUCGCUAGUUAGAGUCCUUAUUACCUUAAAAUGAAUAAUUCAUUCAACUCUUUUUUAAAGGUCAACAUGGAGUUCCCAUUCUAUAGGUUCAUCUUGCAGUGAUGAGCAACCUGGAUUCAGGACCUACAAUCCAUUACCACAUAUUCCAAAUUACCUUGACCCCGUUUCUCAACAGUGUCAUUGCUAACCAGUUAGCAACUUAGUAAGUUGGCAAUGGGAUAUUGCACCACUGGUUUAACCUGUCAAAUCCAGUGUCACGUGUUCCAAAAGACCAGGCAUUACCUGCUCAAUAACCGUAGUUACACUGGGUUCUUGCAAUCCAGUGGGACAUAUUCCAAAUGACCUUGUGUUACCGGUCCCAAUGAUUACCCUGUUUAUACUGGGUUCAUGCAAUACCUCCGUGGUCACAUGACGAGUGUCUGAGAUGUAGAACCAAUCACAGGACCAAGACGGUGCGGCACAACGUCACUUUAAGCCCCUCCUCCUCCUACUUUGGGGUCGUCCUAAAGUGGGGGGGGCACGGAAGUGGCCAUGCUUUGCAAAUACGGCAUUAUGUAUGACAUGCAAAGAUGGCAUUACAUUUUAUUAUUUUGUUGUGUGAAGACGCAGCAUUACGCUUUCAUAUCAGUUGUUAUUAACACACUCUUGACACAAGAUGUCGGUACACUAUUGCUUCAGAGGAACUGGUUUUAUGUUGUUAAGCUUUUCAUUUUCCUAUUUUUUUAUUUUGUUUUUUUGUUCAUGUUGGAUUAAGUCUUAAUGAUUCCACCACUGUAAUUCCCGCUUGUUGAUGGGCUAUUGCUGUCUGAAUGAAAAGAAAGCUAAUGACUUGAAGGUGAUUUGAUUUAAUAAAAAAGACAUAAUGAACGUAAUACAUCCACAGGCUUAGACCUUGUUUCAGGUCAAGACCUUGUUUCAGGCCUACAGCUUUUGUUAUCAUUUCCAGUCCUCUCUGGCAUCUCCUGUUUAACCCCUCCAGCCAGAAUAAAACAUGAUCUGUUACCCUCUCGUA
Engraulis encrasicolus (European anchovy) is the source of this 4797-nucleotide messenger RNA. It is a transcript of the gene pxylp1, whose product is annotated as 2-phosphoxylose phosphatase 1. Bases 333 to 1958 code for a protein of 541 amino acids. The transcript is spliced from 9 exons. Gene Ontology annotation, cellular component: Golgi apparatus. The record is from RefSeq and is a predicted model, not a curated record. Gene Ontology annotation, molecular function: phosphatase activity. Gene Ontology annotation, biological process: glycosaminoglycan biosynthetic process; dephosphorylation; chondroitin sulfate proteoglycan biosynthetic process. Lineage: Eukaryota; Metazoa; Chordata; Actinopteri; Clupeiformes; Engraulidae.